Messenger RNA from Caenorhabditis remanei, 1035 nucleotides. RefSeq lists its product as uncharacterized. Gene Ontology annotation, molecular function: G protein-coupled receptor activity. The record is from RefSeq and is a predicted model, not a curated record. The transcript has 7 exons. Gene Ontology annotation, biological process: G protein-coupled receptor signaling pathway. Gene Ontology annotation, cellular component: membrane. Lineage: Eukaryota; Metazoa; Nematoda; Chromadorea; Rhabditida; Rhabditidae. The coding region runs from base 1 to 1035 and encodes 344 amino acids.
AUGCAGCAACAUGUGCUUGAAGCCAUCACGGCUGUCGGCAUGGCGUUCGGGAUAUUCGGGAAUGUGAAUGUUAUUGUGGCGAUUUGCAGGAAGAAGGUUUUGAGGACUAAAGGAGCCAUGUUUGUAAUGAUCCUGGCGAUUGCUCACUUGGUGUGUAACAUUUCAGAAGUGAUCGGACUCAUUUUACAGUUUCGAUUCCGAGCAAUGUCCAAAAAAACAUGCUUCGAGUAUAACAUUCUAUACAAAUUUGCGGUCAUGUUCCAGUCGGCACUCUAUUUGUCAAUGGCUAUGGAUAUUUGUUUUAGUAUAGUUCUUCCGAUAAAACACAUGAUAUGGAAAAAGCGAAACUAUGUCACCGCCAUGUGCAUCUUCCCGGCUGUUUUCGCCACCUCCACCACUGUCGUCAGUUUUCUCUUCAUACCCGACGAGGAGAUCCCUUACUGCAUUUUUAUGUUAACAACAGACAUGCGGAUAUAUCAAAUGGUGUCCAGCGCGUUAAUUGCAUUGAACACACUCACAGUGAUCAUAAUUGUGCUUUCAGUGGUUUGUGCAGUUCGGAAAUCUGAAAACAUGCGUGGUAGCCGACAUUCUAGCAGUUCGCGUACAAACAGUCUUCGUGAAGAUAAGAGUAAAGUAUUUCGAUCUACAUUCUUUUUGGUUUUGAUCUACAUUGUCUCCUGGUGGUCAGUUGUUGUAAUCUUCCGAAUUAUGACUGAAGUGGUCUCCGAUCUUAGCGAAGCAGCUCAAUAUAUGCCUUAUCUGAUCAUUAUCGUGAUGCCCAACUUUUGCCAAGCCUACUAUGUUACCUAUUUCCGAUCGCCUCGAUUCAGAAAAGCGUUCCGUGAACAGUUCCAUUGGAUUACUUGUGGGCACGCGUUUCCGAAGAUAUUUGAUAAGGAGAGAAGCAGGGGAAGCAAGCAUGGAAGUGCCACUAACUCUGCAAAUUGCCCACAGGCACAUACGGAUUCUGAUGGGAAGAAGAUUCGGAAUGGGAGCCAGAAGUCUAUACGGUUUUCCGUUCAAGCUGAUGUUUAA